Anopheles moucheti is the source of this 561-nucleotide messenger RNA. RefSeq names its product RNA-binding protein 20-like. The record is from RefSeq and is a predicted model, not a curated record. The transcript is spliced from 4 exons. NCBI's taxonomy places the organism in Eukaryota, Metazoa, Arthropoda, Insecta, Diptera, Culicidae.
ACAUUAAACAGCAUGGCUCGCUUUACUAUACUAGCAGCACUUUUCGCUGGUCUUGUUUGUCUGAUCCAACAUUCUGCAGUCUUAGCCUUGCCAAGAAGUGCAAUUCAGGCGCCUUCUGACGCAUCGCAAAUACCUAACUUCCCGGGACCUGGUGACAUUCCAAAGCCACCCGGUAUGCUGCACAGUCGGGUAUCACGUCAAGCUCCACCUGAAAUUCCCGGACAAGAUCAAUUUCCUCCACCGCCGCCACCACCGCCUCAAAUGCCACAGAUGGUUUGAUUCAGAUCCCGUCGAAACGCUAGAACAUCGAACGAAAUGACAAACAUUCUGCCGACAAUAGAAGCAAUAUCGUACAUAUCGGUGGCACGUGAAAAACGAGCCGCUAAGGGCACCGGAGGAAAGCUUCCCAGUAAGGCUGGAUAGGUAGAAUACCAUUACCGUUGAAGCGGGACUCAACUUGGCCUGCUGGCGAUGCAUUCCAAUGUACCCGUCAUGCAUUAAAAUAUGGGGGUGAUAAAUAGUAUAUCCAUAUGUACUACAAUCAAAUAAAUUAACAUGCAA